Messenger RNA from Pseudogymnoascus destructans, 438 nucleotides. RefSeq lists its product as uncharacterized. NCBI's taxonomy places the organism in Eukaryota, Fungi, Ascomycota, Leotiomycetes, Thelebolales, Thelebolaceae. The transcript has 2 exons. The record is from RefSeq and is a predicted model, not a curated record. Bases 1 to 438 code for a protein of 145 amino acids.
AUGUCAAGGCAGUACCGGCUACACCACCAGGUUGGUAAUCGAAUCAUCGUCCCGACCGCACCGAGAUUCGAAGAGGGAACGCUCGAUCUGCCUCCUGACGUCGAAGCCGAAAGCUCAGAGACAAUGGUCUUCGACCCCAUGGAGGCAAAUCCUCUUAAAGAGGUCAUCAAUACCAUAUCCACCGACGGACCCCUAGAGGUAGAAAGCGAUGACGACGUGAGAUACCAGCUCCUCGUAAAAUCUGACGAAGCUCAAAAUAUCAACAGCCAGCUAACGAAACUGUUAUCCGGAAGAGGGCACGACCGCGGAAUCGAUACGAGCAAGCGCUCUGCCGUCUACCGAAUCCCAAUGCCGAAUAGCUAUCAGGAAGCUAUCGGUGAUGGAACCCAUGGAGCUGACUGGAUUUUGGCCGCUCGGGGAGAGCUGGCGCAGCUCUAG